Nannochloropsis gaditana CCMP526 is the source of this 1017-nucleotide messenger RNA. It is a transcript of the gene GMK, whose product is annotated as guanylate kinase. Gene Ontology annotation, molecular function: GMP kinase activity. The coding region runs from base 1 to 1017 and encodes 338 amino acids. Gene Ontology annotation, biological process: purine nucleotide metabolic process. Gene Ontology annotation, cellular component: cytosol. The record is from RefSeq and is a predicted model, not a curated record. The transcript has a single exon.
AUGGCCUCGUCCACUGCCCUGAUGGAGGACAGGAUGGAGAGGAGUCCGAAUCCCGGCAGUCCUCCCGGCAACAGCCUUGAAGGCCAGCUGGAAAGUUUCAGCUUGUUGCCUCACAAAACGGAAGAAGAGAAUGAGGAAACGGCGCAAACUGCUACGCCUGGGGUAAGCGACAUCCUCUCUGUGAGGGGGGAGACAAGUGAGAACACGCCAAUGGGCACAAGUGGGCAAUCGAAGAAGGGGAUCGUGGACAUGCUGUACAACAACAGGCCCAAAGAGUUAGAAACACGGCCUCGUUACAUUGAUGCACACCCGGAAGCCCGACUUGUCCUCCAAGCCUUCUUCAGCGCCGUGUUGGCGGAGGAGCCCGAGGAUGUUUAUGCCUUCGCCCGGCAGUACUUCAGCCAACGAGUGAAGGUCCCGAAAGAAGAACUCUUGCGACCUUUGGUUAUAUGUGGGCCAUCGGGGGUAGGGAAAGGGACGCUGAUGAACAUGCUGUUUGAGGAGUUUGGAGGCUACUUCGGCUUCUCUGUGUCUCACACGACACGGGCACCGCGACCUGGAGAGGUGGAAGGCGUACACUACAAUUUUACCUCAAGAGAUGCCAUGGAAGCGGCCAUCGAGGAAGGGCGUUUCCUGGAAUUUGCCCGAGUGCACACCAAUUUGUACGGAACGAGCCUUGAGGCCGUGCGGCAAGUCCAGCGCGCGGGCAAAGUGUGUGUGCUCGACAUCGACGUACAAGGGGUGAUAAAGGUAAAGGAAACCGACGUGAACCCCCACUACGUGUUCAUCGCCCCGCCAUCCGUGGAGCAUUUGGAGGCGAGGCUGCGAGGCCGGGGCACGGAGUCUGCGAAAGACAUUGAGACACGGCUGGGGGCGGCGCGUACGGAGAUCGAGUAUGGCCUCGCGAAGGGAAAUUUUGAGCAUGUGGUCGUCAAUGAUACCUUGGAAAAGGCCUAUGCUGACUUGAAAACGACAUUGGUUGGAUUCUAUUCGCAUUUGGCGGCUAAGACCGCUUGA